GCUGGUCUGGACGACUGCGCACCAAACAACCAUGUGAAUUGCUACUAUACGAAUUCGGACUUUGGUAAUAUAAAUGUUGUCGCAUUCAGUUUUAUUUUACGACGUGAGUUUAACGCAAGUGUAGACAUAGAGUCGUUCGAGGUGAUCACAGCUGAAUUCGGAAAUAACUUACACGCAUGUGAGUAGGAUGUUCUGUGGACAGUUUAGUCCUGGUCGAGGAAACGCGUGUCUGACCCGUGAGAUCGCCUGACACUCAUUUUUUUCCUUUCGCACUUGGCGUGGUGCCGGGACAUGGCGUUUAAUUAAUGAAUGAAUGAAGCGGACAGCUGUCUAGUAGUGGCAUAGCCGAAGUGGAGACGUGCGUGGCCUCCCUGGCCGGACCUCCGGAUGCCUGAGGCAAGAUGGUGCAGAAGUAUCAGUCCCCGGUCCGGGCGUACAAAUACCCGUUUGAGAUGGUGAUGGCGGCCUAUGAGAAGCGUUUCCCGACCUGCCCCCUCAUCCCUGUGUUCCUGGGCAGUGAGGUGCUUAGUGACGUCACCAGCGACGACGGCUCUGUCCGUAUCAUCGAGCGCAGCUGCAAGCUCAGCGUGGACGCACCGCGACUCCUCAAGAAGAUAGCGGGGGUUGAGUAUGUCUACUUCAUCCAGAAGAACACGCUCAACUGGAGGGACCGAUCGCUUCUCAUUGAGGCUCACAACGAGACCUUUGCCAACAGAAUCAUCGUCCUGGAAACAUGCUGCUACAGAGUCCACCCAGAUAAUGAGGACUGGACGUGCUUUGAGCAGUGUGCCUCCCUGGACAUCAAAUCCUUCUUCGGCUUCGAGAGUACAGUGGAGAAAAUUGCUAUGAAACAGUACACAGCCAACAUAAAACGGGGCAAGGAGGUGAUCGAGUACUACUUGAAUGAGCUCAUGCAGGAGGGCAUCACUGAGAUCCCACGCUGGGUUCCCGCCGAGCAACGACCUUUGAACUCUGACCCCUCUUCCUUCACCUCCACACCAUCCUGUUCUGCUCUGACACGGCCGAACCCCAGGACCCAGCUGCACCUUGACCUCUCAUCGCCUGGCAACAGCAGCCGUGAUGUCACGAGCUUCAGUGCUGACAGCUCAGAGCCCUCUACUCCAGAUGCAGAUAAGCUGGAUGCAGACUACAUCGAGCGCUACCUGGGUCAGCUGACCCCCAUGCAGGAGAGCUGCCUGAUCCGACUCAGGGCCUGGCUGCAGGAAAACCACAAGGGCAAGUCUGAAACGGGAGAAUGGAAAGCUGAGAAGAUCCCUAAGGAUGAGCACAUCCUUCGUUUCCUGCGUGCCCGCGACUUCCACCUGGAGAAGGCACGCGACAUGCUCUGCCAGUCACUCACCUGGCGCAAGCAGUUCCAGGUAGACUACAUCCUGGAGACGUGGACGCCCUCUAGCUGCCUGGUGGAGUACUACGCCGGAGGGUGGCACCACCAUGACCGCGAGGGUCGGCCGCUCUAUAUCCUCAGACUGGGCCAGAUGGACACCAAGGGCCUGGUCAAAGCACUGGGCGAGGAGGCCCUGCUCCGACAUGUUCUGUCCAUCAAUGAGGAGGGCCAGAAGAGGUGUGAGGAGAACACGAACAUAUUUGGCAGACCGAUCUCGUCGUGGACGUGCCUGGUGGACCUAGAGGGCCUGAACAUGCGCCACCUGUGGCGUCCGGGCGUGAAGACGCUGCUGCGCAUCAUCGAGGUGGUGGAGGCCAACUACCCCGAGACGCUGGGCAGGCUGCUGAUCGUCCAGGCGCCGCGCGUCUUCCCCGUCCUCUGGACGCUGGUGAGUCCGUUCAUCAACGAGAACACGCGUCAGAAGUUCCUGGUCUACAGUGGGAAUAACUACCAGGGCCCCGGCGGACUGGUGGACUACAUCGACCAGGAGAUCAUCCCCGACUUCCUGGGCGGAGACUGCCUGUGCCAUGUAUCCGAGGGGGGUCAGGUGCCGAAGUCCUACUACCAAACCGAGGAGGACUUGGACAACCCCGACCACAUACGCCUGUGGGCCGACACCAUCUACCAAUCAGCACAAGUCUUUAAAGGGGCACCACAUGAGAUCAUGAUUGAGAUUGUGGAGGGCUCAUCAGUGAUCACGUGGGACUUUGACAUCCUGAAGGGGGACGUGGUCUUCAACAUCUUCCACUCCAAAAGGACCCCUCAGCCGGUGAAGAGAGAGACGUCCGGAUCGGCGCCUGUCGUAAAUAACAUGCAGUUGAUUGACAGGAGCUGGACACUGGGGGUGGACUACAGCAUGGUGGAGUCUCCGCUCACCUGCCGCGAGGGAGAGAGCAUCCAGGGGUCUCACAUCACCCGGUGGCCUGGUAUCUACAUCCUGCAGUGGAAGGCCACAGGCCACGCCCCCAGCUCUGGCCCCUCCCUCUCUCGGGUGGACGACGUGCUGGCCUCUCUGCAGGGCUCCACACCCAGGUGUAAGGUCCUGUACUACACCGAGGUGCUCGCCUCACAUGACUUCAGAGGCUCCAUGAGCAGUUUGGAGUCGUGCCACAGCAGAUUCUCACAGCUCAGUGUCGGCACUACCUCCUCCAACCAAUCACAGGGAAGCUCACUCAUAUCCAGAUAAUCACACACACACACACAGUAAUACACAUGCACUCACACAUCCAGUCACACACACACAUGCAUGCACACAAAGUCACACACACACAAUUACAUGCAUAUAUGUCCUUGUGUACACACAGAAAUAGACAUACGAUUACUCAAUGCAACACACAAAGACAACAUGAUGUGCGUACGAUCCACAUACAAUCUAAUGCAAUCAACAUACAUGUUAACUGCAUGUUCACAUACAUACAUAUACAUACAUACAUCACACACACACGCAUGCACACACACUCACACACACACACACACACACACACAGACACAGACACAGACACACACACACACACACACACACAAGCAAGCACCACACACUCAGACAUGUCUCAACCUUAAGGGCUAAAUGUCACUUUAUGUGAUGUCCAGGGAUUGUACGAACAAAUGUUCACAAGGAUUAACACACCAGAGAUUUAGGAGCAAAAACUGAAAGAAGUCCACACAUAUCUUACCUCAUCUUCUGCAGCAAAUGUAUCUUCUAGCUGCACAGUCGUGGAAGGGUGAUGUGAAUCAGUCUUGUUUUUCUAAACAUGCAGCAUAACUUUAGCAUCUGUCAUUUGCCACUGACAAUAAUUUGCACUUAAACCAGAAGAGGAAACAUGAUGAACCUACUGUAGCCCUCAAUACAUAACAGGACUAGCUUGUUUGCUGGUUGGUGGUAGACCACUAUAAAAAAGACCCAACCUCCAUUCCUGACGCAGACUCCAGAGACAGACUACAUGACAAAUGGCUCACAACUGCAACAGGGAUUCUAUGGAAUUCCUUUUUAAGAAAAGGUGAUCUAUAUUGGUUAUGGUGAUCAUAUUCAAUUUUAGCCACAAUUUGUUUUUUGUUGUUUUGUUUUUGUAAUGUGGUGAUAGGGAACUACACCCAGAUAGCGAAAUCAGAUUCAUAUCAGGGGGGUUUGUUGCUGGUGACAUACCACUUCUGGUCCACUGUUGGACUGCUUGCAAAGUUACAGAUUGUAUCAUGCAAAGUGUAACCGAGGUCGUAAUUCGUCCACCACUCACGGCCCUCGAACCCGCCACCUCAACACACACCGGCUUGAGAGUUGAACGCUCUAACCACUGAGCUAAAAGCCCAGGCUUCCAACUCAGCGGUUAGAAGCGUUCUUAAGGUUAGGGGUGUGAGGAUUUACACGCGCAACUAGCACUUGGCUAAUGGCAGUUUGCUUCCGUUACAAAAGUCUCCACUGCGUCCCAAAGUGUGGUGUUGUAAGUAAGUAGGCCUAGCUCAUGCAUGUGAGACACGGCUGUGUCUUUAGGUCAGGCGUCAAAUAUCAAGCUGUAAACUCACAGUACCUCACAGAACUGCCACCGCUACACGCUAGGCUAUCUGUAAAUCAUUCUAAAUAUGUUUAUAAAUGUUUGUAAGCUGUUACAAGGCAUUAUGAAUGCUUUAUAAGCCUUUACAAAUUUGUUUGCAGAGGAAUACUUCUUGUGUUCAGAAAGUAAAAGUCCUGACAAUAGUUGAUCCAACCAUUUAGUAAACCAAGUAGGUUAUAGCUAAUUAGUGUUAAGUGCACAGGAAGAAGGAAUACAUGGCUGAACGUUUACUUUCUGAACCUGGGAUGUAUGUUUGUAAUGUGCUAUGAAUACUAGAUUUACGUAAAGUGUUACCAAAUACAUCUUAAACCAUGUUUGGAAACAUUUUUACUAAUUGUACAGACCUUGGGUCCCAUAGAAAUGGCAGUGUGUACACCUUGUUUAGGAGUUUGCAGUUAAAAACUCAUUGCCUGUCUUAGCUUUUCAGCAAAACCAUGUACUGUUUUCAGCGUCCUUCCCAGCCUUGUUUGUUGACACAUUGGCUAAGGUCAUGUUUUGUCUUUACAGCUCAAUAAGCACAGCAUACUUAGAAGAUGUAGCCUUAAGAACCCAGAGAAUGUAAAAUGCUAGGUCCUUCUCUCCACAGUAGAAACAGAAAGAAAUGUAUACCUAAGCAUGGAACUGCAAAAGUGCAGGUUCAAACAGCAUGAUAAAUGCUUGCUCUACGUAGCCUAGCAACAGCCUGUGGACAGAGCUGGAACUAGGAUUCAGAAAAGUAGCCUAGCCUACUGCCAGAUAAUUGGUAGAGAUGCUCUAUCUUUGGUGUCAAUCAACGGGUUCGGUUUAUUAUCACAGUUUGAGGCCAAGUAUGUGAAACUACUAUGUGUAACCACUUGGCUGAGAAAAAUAGUCUUGGGUAGCAGUCAGUUGCUCACUGAAAUCACUUGGCUAAUGGCACUGGAUAAGUGAAAGAAAUGCUCUGAAACAGUAGCUUGUUCUGGGCCUGUUCAGGCCUAAAGGGCGAAUCCACCAAAAUCCCACCACAUCCAGCAUAUAUGGAGCACAUUGGAGGUACUUUCUGAUCCUAAACUUCUUCUCUGUCCACAGGGAACUGUGUCAAACCUUCAGGGAAUGAAAGCCAUACGCUAGAAUCUAGAUAGUCCAGUGCAGUAUGUAUGUACAUACCUACACCUAUAAUACUCAAUGAAUCAAAUCAAAUCAAAACUACAAAGUCUGUCUGAAUUGCAAAGAAAGCACUUGAGAACAAUAUCAUUAAACCUAAAGGGCUAUUAAUUGCAUUUUAAAAGCAAUACUGACGACAGCUCCAUAGGAGCAGCGAUAGUGUAGUGGUUAAGGAGCUGGGCUAGCAUGCUAGUAGCCUGAAAAGUUGUGGGUUCAAUUCCCGGCUUCCAUUGUUGUGCCCCUUGCCUUGACCAAGGCAAGGCAAUUAACCCCAAGAUGCUGCGGGGACAUUUGCCCUUGUAAUAUAAUUGAUAUAUGUGUCGCUUUGGAUAAAAAACGUGAAAUGUAGUGUAUGUUCUGCUUACCCUUAGUACUGUAUGCUACACACAUACUAAGGUAACCUCAAAUAGCUCUGACCACCUGACUGACUAAGUAUUGUGCUAGUGCUACCCCACCUCAAAUGAGAUGAUAAAGGGCGCCAGUGGUCAUCUCUUUUGAGGUGGGGUAGCACUAGUACAAUACUUGUCUGCCUUAGAUUGAGAUCCAAAUUAAGAGGUCAAAUGCAAAGUUGAGUCUGAAGUGAUUGAAACUGAGUAUUUUCAUGUACAGUAGUGCGGCUAUGGUGACUAGCAUUAGCUUUCUGGCACUAGGGAUCUAACUUACUUGACUAAAAAACAAAACACAUCAAAAUUGACAAGAGGGCUCAACAAAAAAAAAGCACAUUUGACAGCAACUCUACCUACAAGGAAGGUUAUUUAACCUUUGUGAAAGGGGUUGUGGAGCUUUUCUUCUCUGUUCUGAAGGAGUAGUGACUUUCAGCAGAGUUGUUACCAAUAGGCGGUAAACAACAGUCUAGAAUGACAGUGUGAAUGUUUCAAGAAUGUUUUUUUUUUUUUUUGCACCACCUGCACACUGAUGUACAGCAAGACAGUGAGACACCAUUCUGGUGUAAAAUGUGACUAAAUUAUAACAUCACAUUUGAUUUUAAAAAAUCUAGAUGUACUGUAUGCUUUUCCAUAACACAUUAAAAUCUAUUACCAUG
Messenger RNA from Alosa sapidissima (American shad), 6115 nucleotides. Its product is annotated as SEC14-like protein 5. Bases 402 to 2591 code for a protein of 729 amino acids. The record is from RefSeq and is a predicted model, not a curated record. The transcript has 16 exons. Gene Ontology annotation, cellular component: cytoplasm. Lineage: Eukaryota; Metazoa; Chordata; Actinopteri; Clupeiformes; Clupeidae.